Messenger RNA from Uloborus diversus, 5292 nucleotides. RefSeq names its product sodium bicarbonate cotransporter 3-like. Gene Ontology annotation, biological process: regulation of intracellular pH; transmembrane transport; monoatomic anion transport. NCBI's taxonomy places the organism in Eukaryota, Metazoa, Arthropoda, Arachnida, Araneae, Uloboridae. Gene Ontology annotation, cellular component: plasma membrane. Gene Ontology annotation, molecular function: sodium:bicarbonate symporter activity; monoatomic anion transmembrane transporter activity; solute:inorganic anion antiporter activity. Bases 100 to 3390 code for a protein of 1096 amino acids. The transcript is spliced from 24 exons. The record is from RefSeq and is a predicted model, not a curated record.
CGUUUACCUCUUGCACAAUGUGAUAUAUUAUGACUCGAUCUGUUUUUAAAAAGUUUUGUUAAUUUUAUUUACUCAUAUUGCCAAAAGAAAGUAUUCGCUAUGGAGGAAGACAAUGAACCACCUGUUGACUCCAGAGGUACCUCCGCUACGAUACCUAAUUUCUCCAAAUAUGAUCUUGAAGACCACCGAGCAUGUACAGUUUAUAUUGGGUACUAUCUUCCUGGAUAUAGAAAAAAGGGCCAUCAUAAACAUCGUCAUCAUCACAAACCGGAUUAUAAUGCUGAUGCUGAAUAUAGUCAUGACAUCAGUAAACCAGUUACUCCUCCUUCUGAACGAGUUCAUUUCAUAUUGGGGGAAGAAGAAGAUGGAACUCAUGAGCCACAUCCAUUAUUCAGUGAAAUGGAAGAGCUAUUCCGUGAUGGUAAAGAAAUUGAGUGGAGAGAGACUGCACGGUGGAUUAAAUUUGAAGAAGACGUUGAAGAGGGUGGAAAUCGUUGGUCCAAGCCUCAUGUCGCAACAGUUUCCCUGCAUUCUCUGUUUGAAUUGAGAAGUUGCAUUUUAAAUGGAACUAUCAUACUCGAUAUGGAUGCUCACAACUUAGAGGAAAUUAUAGAUAUAAUAUUGGACAAUAUGGUUUCAAGUUCCCAAAUUGCUUCCGAUCUUGAAGAAGAAAUUAAAACAGUUCUAUUAAGGCCACAUCGACAUCAGCAUGAAUUGAGAAAUGAAUGGACUGACAAAAGUAAUCGUUUGUCAUUGAUAAGAUCCCUGACCGAAGUUGGACGUGUUUCUUCCAAACUGACUUCUACUAGAAAUUCAGCUAGUGCUGGCGUUUUGGGAGAACAUGUUAACAAUAAUUUGAGUUCUGGAUCAUUUCGUGGUUUAUUUCAAGGAAAAAAUAAUGACUCACCCGAGGAAUCAUCGGAAAACUUUCUUCAUAAAAUUAAUCAAGCCUUUAUGCGCAAAAUCCCACCAAAAGCUGAGGCGUCAAAUAUUUUAGUCGGAGAAGUAGAAUCUCUUGAUAAAGUCAUAUCAGCAUUUGUUCGUUUGAAUGCCAGCUGCAGCCUGGGAGAUCUAACUGAAGUCCCUGUUCCCACCAGAUUUUUAUUUAUUUUGUUAGGCCCAGAAGGCAAUGGCUUGAAGUACCACGAAAUCGGACGAGCAAUGGCUACAUUAUUAUCAGAUGAGGUCUUCCAUGGUGUAGCUUAUAAAGCUAAAAAUCGUCUGGACUUAUUGGCUGGUGUUGAUGAAUUUCUUGAUGUGUGUACUGUGUUACCUCCUGGAGUUUGGGAUCCAAGCACCAGAAUUGAACCCCCUAUGCAAACAGCCUCACAGGAAGCUCGUAAAAAGCCUGAACCAAAGAAGGACGAGGACAUUGAAACUAUGAAGGAAGUCAACUAUGAUGAAGAUUUCAAUAUUAUUUGCAAUCGAAAACUUUUUGGAGGAUUGAUGGCUGAUAUUAAAAGAAAACUUCCAUGGUACCUCUCUGAUUUCAAGGACUGUAUCUCUUUGCAGUGUAUAUCAUCUGUUGUAUAUUUAUAUUUUGCCUGUAUUGCACAAAUUAUUACAUUUGGAAGCUUGUUUGCUAAGGUGACAAAAAAUCAAAUGGCUUCAACUGAAUGUUUGCUCUCUUCAUUAAUUUGUGGUACUACUUAUAGUUUAUUCAGUGGUCAACCCCUGACUCUUUUAGGAACUACGGGACCUGUUGUAGUCUUUGAAAGCAUGGUAUUUGAUAUGAGCGAGAAACAUGCUAUUAAUUUUCUUUCAUUGAGACUAUGGAUUGGAUUGUGGACUUCAUUGUAUUUGUUUCUCUUUGUUUUUUUUAAUGUAGCAGCAUUAGUAAAGUACAUUACUAGGUUUACAGAAGAAAUUUUUGCUCUGUUAAUUUCAACUUACUUCAUAUACAAAGCUUUUAAAAAUGUACUAUUAAUAGGUAAGAGAUUUCCUGUGCGAACCAUGUAUAGUCCUCUGUGCUUCUGUACUUCACAGACUUCUGUUAAUUCAACUGUUACUGGCGAAAAUAAUUGCAUAAGUGAAAAUGGUGCUGAUAGUUGUACUGUGUAUGUGCCUCAUAUUUUUCUUAUGUCCAUCAUCUUAUUUGCUGGUACAUUUGGUCUCAUACUUUUAUUGAGAUAUGUGAAAAGAACUCCUUUUUUUCCAGCAAAGGCUCGAAUAGGUAUAUCCGAUUUUUCUGUUUUAAUUGCAGUAUUAUUUAUGACUGGAUUAGACGCUGCAGUGGGUAUAAAAACUCCAAAGCUUGAAGUUCCAAAGUCUUAUAAACCAGCACUUAGAGAUUGGGUUAUUCCCAUCUUUGGUGGCAAUCCUUGGUGGAGUAUAGUGUUUGCCAUGAUUCCUGCAUUACUUUUGACUGUUUUGGUGUUUAUGGAUCAACAAAUCACUGCAGUUAUUGUGAAUCGAAAAGAGAAUAAACUGAAGAAAGGUCAUGGCUAUCAUUUGGAUUUGUUAGUUGUGGCAUUUUUGAUUGCAAUUUGCUCAAUUUUUGGACUUCCUUGGUUUGUAGCAGCUACAAUUUUGUCCAUUACACAUGUAAAUUCCUUAAAAGAGGCUUCUCAGUGUUCAACUCCUGGAGAUAAGCCUCAUUUUUUGGGGGUUCGAGAACAGCGGGUAACGCAUCUCCUAGUGUUUAUUCUCAUAGGACUAUCAGUUUUCUUAAGUGAUAUUUUGCAGGUCAUACCAAUGCCUAUUUUGUAUGGUGUGUUUCUUUUCAUGGGUGUUUCUUCACUCAAAGGUUUACAAUUUUUUGAAAGAAUAAUGUUGAUGUUCAUGCCUGUAAAAUAUCAGCCUGAUUAUAGCUACUUGCGCCAUGUUCCAAUUCGUCAAGUGAGAAUGUAUACCGUUUUACAGUUUGUCUUAUUUGGGCUUUUAUUUUCCUGCAAAUUUAUCAAGGAAACUGCAUUUAUAUUUCCUUUUCUGCUUGUUGCCGUUAUUUUUAUCAGAGGGAAAUUGGGUUUCAUUUUUGACAAAGACCACCUGAAGAUGCUAGAUGAUGUGAUGCCAGAAUUUUCAAGUUCGGCAAAAGAACAUGAGGCUUUUAAACAGAGCGAGCACUGUGUUCUUGAAAAAAGUAAAUAUUCUACCAUGCAUAGCAACAACAGUCAUGCAAAUAUAAACAUUUCAGAAGUUCUAAUGGAAAGUGGAAUGUGGAAAAGUAUUGAUCAGCAAUCUCAUAAGAGCCAGAAAAAGAUUCUAUCAGUUAAAUGUAAGAAGAAAAAGCACAAUUGUAAAAGAGAUUCUCUGAAAUCAGAAGAACAGAAAUGUCUCUCAAUCAUGGAAGAGGAGGAAGAAGUAUCUAACUCGCCUGAUGCAACCUCCCCAACUGUAGUGCCAUAUGAUCAGGUUGCAAACGACAAAAAAAAUGAAACUGUUGUAUGAUCCUCUUCAGCAUCAUUAUGCCAAGAAUUGCCUUUAAUACAUUUCAUCUUUUGCAAAUCUACAUUUAUCCAUAAAUUAAAUUGCUCAAAAAAAUUUUUGAUCAGUAUAUACAUACAUAUAUAUCAUUUUAAGGAUAUCUUGAGAACUUACAUGUUGCUUGUUAUUUGUAGAAGUUUUAAUUAUAAUAAUAACAAUCUUGAGCUUAAUUUAAUAAUAAAUGUGUACUUAUUAUGAAGGACAAUGUAAUGGACUUGGAAAUACAUUUGUUUGUUAUACUCAUUUAAGCGUAGAAUUCCAUUUCUGGAUAUCUUCCCAUUGUGUUGAUUACUUUUUAUUUUGAAAAAAUGGGUUGAGUAUCUUCUUCCACUUGGGAAUUUUUACUCACCAAAAAAUUUUUGUUUAUAAAAAGUCAUGUAAAAAGUUGUUUUAAUCUGAUUAACCUAUUGAGCACCAUGACAAUCCUACAAGACGCACAAGGAACAAGUGAAUAUUCGUUACAAACUUUAGUUGGUUCAAUAAGAUUAAUGAAAAAAACUAAUUUAAAAAAAUCACUCUUUUAUUGUAGGCCAUGGGUCCUGCUUUGAGUUGAAUAGUUUUUGUGUGUUUUCAACCAAUGUUUACAUAUUUGACCUCAUAAGCAAGAAAGUUAUUUCUCAAAAGCAAAAUUUUACUUAUGAACCUUGUUUUAAAUAUUUAUUGCACACUCAUCUAAUAAUCAGCCAUUUUGAUUUUAGAAUUGAGAUUUUUAAAAUUUAAUCUUUUUCUUUAUUAUUAAUUUGGUCAUGGUGCUUCAGGCGUUAAAAGACUAUUUGUUAAAAAAAAACUCCACCCCUCCAAAACUUCUGUUACAGAUUUUGUGGCAUCCAAUUGUAACAUUUUAAAAAGAUAUUUUUUUGGCAAUAGAGCUGUAGCUUGGGUGGGAUAGUGUACAAUAUUUAAGAGGCAGGGAUUUUAAAGUUCAAGUCAUUUUAUUAUGUGACUGUGUUCACCCUCAUUUUUUGCUAUUUAAGUAAAGAGUUUCAAAGAAACAUUAAUUUGCACAUCUUUCAUGAAAUCCUUAUUGACAAUAAGUAGUUUGUUAUUUUUCAUUGCUUUUAAUGUAUCAAAAAUUAUUUCACAAUUUUUUUAUGAGAAUCAAGCUUUUUUACUCAUGUCAAGUCAUAAUAUCAAUAGUUUUUAUAGAAUCAGUUUCAAUAGUUUUUAUAAAAUCACAUGUUAUUUUUAUUCAUUUUCUGAAAGAAAACAAACCUGUCUAAUGUACAACCUUAUGCCAAUAAUAUAAGUUAUUAUAUUUACUGAUGCUUUUCUUGUGUCAUAAAUUUUACACUCCAGGUGAUAUUUUUUUAUGUAGGUUACAUAUUGUUUCAUUCAUUUACACUUAUUGAAAUGUUUAUCCAUUUUAUUGUUUUGUUAGCAUUCAUGCUUUUAUUUGCUUUUUAUCAUCAUUAUAAAAGUUUCAUGUCAACAUCUAUGCAUUGUUCAUUGAAUAUAAGGCAGAAAUGAAUUUUAUCAUUCUGAAAAUUCUUUCUUCCAUAUAUUAUUAUUAUUUGCUGUAUUAAUGAUAAAAUUUGCUAAAAAAUAGAAUUUUUCUUUGUGCUUUUAUGUUUACUAUAUUUUUCUGCUGUAUUGCAAUCGAAUGUACAUUGAAUUGUGUCAUUUUUGAAUUGUAAACCAAAACAGAAAAUGUCAUUUUCAACCAUUUGUUGUCCCCUGUAGAGGCGUAAUUCCAGCAUAACACACUGAUGUUUUUUUAAGGGACAUUAAUUUUUAUUAGUGAUUCCAGAGAAUUAAGUUUAACUUAUUUCUGCAUAACUAUCUAUGAAAUAAAAAUUGAAUAAAAAGAAACCUGAGCUCAAUUCAAUGAAUUAUAGUUUAAAAUAAAAACAGCAAAAAAGGAUUCUA